GGUUGGGGGGUGUCCCCGCUGGGGGGGUGGAGAGAAAAAGCAAGCUCCAAUGGACGAGCUUAUUGGGGGGGACGCCGGGCUGAGUGGUCUCAUGAUGCCCUUCAGUGGCCGGGGAGCCGUGCACUCGGCUCGCUGUAAACAGGCCGUGACACCAGGAAGCGGGAGGUCGCGAGUGUUUCUCUUGGAUACAUUUUAACCUUCCUGGGAUACAAAGUAACUGCGAGAGAACUCCCCCUGCCUUGCUGUUCCCUGCUUUGGAGAGCUCUGCCUUCAUUUUUAUUGGUGUUCAAACCCACCGCUGGUUUUCCUCGUGUUUUGAAACACUGUCUUUUGUUUGUGAUUCUUGCUUUCCAAACCACCACCACCCCCGCCCCCGGCUUUUAUUUGUGAAGAGCCUGUUUCAUGGCUCCCCGUUUCCUGGCUCUCUGAGUUACCCUCGCCUCCUGUCCCACCCCGCAAUCGCUUCCCGGGGAUGGGGUCUGUCAGAAAUGGCCUCCGACGGAGUGACACGUACAUUCUGGCCGUCGAUGUCGGCUCCACGUCCAUCAGGUGCCACGUGUAUGACCCCGCCGCCAAGAUCAAAGGGUCGAGCAGCCGGCCGAUGAAAAUGUUGUAUCCCAAGCCUGGUUGGGUGGAGGUGAAUCCAGACGAGAUGUUUGAACAAUUUGUUACUGUUGUUAAGGAGGCUGUUGAAGAUUCUGGAUUGCACAUGAAGCAGAUAGCUGCUCUUGGCAUUUCAACACAGAGAGCAACAUUUGUCACUUGGGACAAGACAACAGGAAGGCCCUUUCAUAACUUUAUCUGUUGGCAAGACCUACGAGCCGCUGAUCUUGUCAGGUCGUGGAACAAGUCAUUAUUACUUUGGGUGGUUCAUAAAUCCAGUGGAUUACUCCAUUUUCUGACCAGGAAGAAGCGCUUCUUAGCUGCGAGUGUCAUCCAUUUCUCCACCCAGCAUGUAUCGAUUCGUUUAGCCUGGGUUCUCCAAAAUAUAAAGCAGGUUCAAGAUGCUGUCGCUGAAGAAAACUGCUGGUUUGGUACUAUUGAUACGUGGCUGCUAUACAAACUGACAAAAGGUGCUGUUUAUGCUACAGAUUACUCGAAUGCAAGUACUACAGCAAUGUUUGAUCCUUAUCAGUUGUGUUGGAGUAAAUUCCUUGCAAACCUUCUGUCUGUGCCUGUGUCCAUUCUCCCUCCAGUAAAGGAUACCAGUUGCAAUUUUGGAUACACUGAUAAAAGUAUAUUUGGUAUCCCUAUUCAGAUAAUGGCUUUGGCAGCAGAUCAACAGGCAGCCAUGUUUGGGGAGUGCUGUUUUGAACCAGGAGAUGUGAAGCUCACAAUGGGGACAGGCACUUUUAUGUCUAUCAACACUGGAACCAAGCCCCAUGCUUCUGUAACUGGCCUUUAUCCAUUGGUUGGAUGGAAGAUUGGAUCUGAACUUACUUACAUAGCAGAGGGAAAUGCUUCUGACACUGGUAAAGUAAUCCAGUGGGCACAGCAGCUAGGUUUAUUCUCUGAUGUUGCUGAAACUGAAGAGAUGGCACAGGAAGUCCAAAGUACAGAUGGUGUGUUCUUUGUCCCAUCAUUUAGUGGAUUACAGGCUCCUUUAAAUGAUCCUAAUGCUUGUGCGUCAUUUAUGGGACUGAAACCUUCAACAACAAAAAUUCAUCUGGUGCGAGCAAUACUGGAGUCCAUAGCCUUCAGGAACAAACAACUUUAUGAGACAAUGCUGAAAGAAAUCCAUAUUCCUAUUACGUGCAUCAGGGCAGAUGGGGGUAUAUGCAGCAAUCAGUUUGUCAUGCAGCUUACCGCAGAUCUGCUUGCUAGUCAUAUCGAGAAACCGAAACGUGUGGAUAUGUCCAGUCUCGGGGCAGCGUUUUUAGCUGGCCUUGCAAAUGGGUACUGGGGCAGCAGAGAAGAUCUGAAGGCUGUAAGAUCUGUGGAAAAGAUCUACAAACCACAAGAUGUGUUACAUAACUAUAAAUCCACCAUAGAAAACUGGGAGCUGGCUGUGAGCCGAUCCAUGCACUGGUACACUAAAACAAAGCAGGAGUGAAUUUUUUUUUUCUUGAAUAAAGGAUGGCACUGACAAGUUUUCUUCUGUAAAUGUUCCAAGGUACAUGUUUGUAUAUGACUCCCAUUGAUAAAGACUCCUGAUUUAUCUGAAGGGAGAAUGAGAAUACUGUGAGCCUUGUUUUCAGUUUUGUAAUAGAAAUAGCUAUUGGAAACACUUACUAGUAUAAACCACUUGUGCCUGCAAUAAUUCAUAUUGAAACAAAAUAAUUCACUUUUCAAGAUAUUUUAAAUGUUCAAAUCCUUCCUGGUACCCUAGGAAGCCAGCUUGCAUCUCAAUAGGUGUGAAAAUGAAAAUCCACCAAAAUGAUAGGUUAUAUCAGGAAUGCCUAGCAUUGCUGAUCCUUGAGCCUGUGACCAAUUGAUUGAAAGUCACGUGCACUCCCUCCUUCCCCAAACCCCUCUCCCCGUCCCCAACCCUCCUUAUCCUCUGCGUUUAGGCUGCUUCAAUCACUGAACCUUCUGGUACAGAAAAGUCUUUUCAAAAUAUCAAUGAUCAGUUCAUGCCCAGACUACGAGUUGAAAAUAUGACAUUGCUGAAUUAGGAAAGAACCUAAUUCUGAUUUCCACUGAAAUGAAUGUAAAGGGGAGGAAAAAAAGUUGGUUUCUGUAACAGGUAGCCAGUCACAACUUUAAGGCACUUCACUGGUGUAAGGUGAUUUGUGAUAUCCUAAGAGAGUGCUUAUUAAAAUGUAGGUCUUUUGUUCUUGGGCAGGAAGUCAAAUUUCUACCUCUAAAUAUUUUAAUCUGGAAUAAAUAAUUGUGCUUUAUUACUACUACCUGAAAUAUAAAAUAUCUACAAAAUGGCACUUUUAAAAUUACCAAUGUGUGCCUUAUUAGACUUUUUAAGUGUAGUUGCUUGCAUAGAGACGCAGGUUUAGACAUUGACUUCAAAAUGUAAAGUAAUUUAAAUUAAACAGAACAAACAAUUGUGAGCUCUUGAAAAUGUUUCUUUGCGGAGUUUCGAUGCAGUACUUCAGAAAAUAUUUAAGAUACUUAAUCUUUUAAUUGCUCAAGUUGUAUCUACGUUUCUAAAAAUGUCAUCUCAUUUUAACUGGUUAACUCACCUUCAAAACAAUUGAACUCCAGUUGCAUAUGAUGCUGACACUUAAAUGGUCCUAAGCAAAUCCAGUACUGAAUUUUAUAGUCUAAUCUUCAUGGAGUUAUGAAGCUUGUUUGAAGCAUGUGCUUAACCAUUUCCUCUUGUUUCCUUACACUAAACAUUACCAGUACGUGGCCAGUAUCUCGGGUGGAUUUUGGUUCAGUUGUAGUCAGUACAUUCCAGUUAAAUCACUGCUCUGCCUCCAUCAGGAUCUUGUAUGUAGCUCCAGUGAUAGUAGUGUGUGGUAUCACGGUAAAUGCGCUGUCUCAGCAGAUGAUGGGGCUUGGACAUAUAAAAUUAUUUGACUUUGUACUUGAUCAUUGAUUGCAUUCAUUCCAUUGAGUGAUGUUCUGUGUCAGUUGAGCCAUUAUUCUCAAAUUUGAAGGUAAGAGGGCCCAUUUUGGGUUGCUGUUGGCAGCUGUUGUUUCAAAAACACCAAAAGAGGUCUGCAAACCUUGGUGUUUUUUGGUAGAAAAUCUCUAUCUCCUCUUAGAGCUUCAGUGCAUCAAAUAUUUUAAGCACAAAGGAUCAAAUUCAUAUGUUCCAAUAAAUAAAGUGACACACGUUUGUCUGAGUCAAUGUGCAAUGGCAAAGGUAAAAACUUGUAAAUACAACAGGGGUGAAUUCUCUCGCAUUUUAUUAUUCACUUUUUCUGUUGUGAAACUGCCAAUUAGUGCAAGAAUGUGAAAUGUCUCUCAAGUCAUCAGGAAAUGAUGCCAACAGCCUCUCGUUUCCAUUCGUGACACUGCUCUAUAGUAAGUAAGACCCAAAAUAAAAACAGAAAAGUUACCUCUCCAGCGUUUAAACAUUGUGAUUACAGUUGGAGUAACAGGUAGUAUUAUUUCCAACUUGAGAUUUCUGUCUGUUUUUAAAAAGUAAACCCUAGUAUUUUAUCAGAGUUUCCACUAAAAUUGAUUAUGUCCAGUUAAAUUGCACAUCUGAUUCACAAAUGGAUUUUUUAGUUUUAGAAAUGACAUCUAAACUGUGAUCAGAUGUACUCAAUGUGCUGUUUUGAAAUUGUGAAUUAAAAAUGGUCAAUCAACUAUAUUAUUUGUAAACUACUUUCAAAAGCUUCUGCAAUCUAACCUGGGUACUUGCUGUUUAAAAAAUGCUAUUGACAAGUUAUUGUUUAAUAAAUAAUGCUAUCUGUCCUGUCAUUUUAGUUAGUUAUGCAUUAAUGUGUAAAUAAAACAUUGGAUA
Messenger RNA from Stegostoma tigrinum, 4372 nucleotides. It is a transcript of the gene gk5, whose product is annotated as glycerol kinase 5. The transcript has 16 exons. The coding region runs from base 473 to 2053 and encodes 526 amino acids. NCBI's taxonomy places the organism in Eukaryota, Metazoa, Chordata, Chondrichthyes, Orectolobiformes, Stegostomatidae. The record is from RefSeq and is a predicted model, not a curated record. Gene Ontology annotation, cellular component: mitochondrion. Gene Ontology annotation, biological process: triglyceride metabolic process; glycerol-3-phosphate biosynthetic process; glycerol metabolic process. Gene Ontology annotation, molecular function: glycerol kinase activity.